Messenger RNA from Musa acuminata AAA Group (dessert banana), 2484 nucleotides. RefSeq lists its product as uncharacterized. The transcript has 6 exons. The record is from RefSeq and is a predicted model, not a curated record. Gene Ontology annotation, molecular function: nucleic acid binding. NCBI's taxonomy places the organism in Eukaryota, Viridiplantae, Streptophyta, Magnoliopsida, Zingiberales, Musaceae. The coding region runs from base 71 to 2257 and encodes 728 amino acids.
CGCCUUGGAUUCAUUUUGCCCGUCUUCUCUCCUUUCGGGUCUGCGGCGUCUCUUAUCGAGGGAAAACGCCAUGGGCGGAGGAAAGCGGAGGUUCGGCAGAAACGGCGGCAGAGGCCAUCCACGAGGCAGCGGAAGUGCGGUCCUAUUUUCCGAUCAUGCCGGAAUCUCGGAAAUGCCCAGAGGCCGCGGAUAUGGGGCGAAGAAGGACGGAAAUCGACCGAUGCCGGCGAGGGGAAACGCUUUUGGCUACGCGUAUCCUGCCGCCGAUAUUGCCGGCGGUCGGGAUGACACUAGUUGCCCGAUUUCUCUUCCUUGCUCAGAGAAUUCCCAGCCGCUCGAGGUUUUCGUGGAUCCCACCCCGUGUCUGAACCCCGAAGUUGGGAUCCCUUCAUACGAGUACGAUCUUUCGAUGGGCGGUGUAAGGUUAGGGUUUCAUGGUGGUGAGGAGGAGGAGGAGCAAGAGGCUGCGCCGGAUGCGGUGUCCCUCGAUACGGAGUUUAUCGGAGGUGUAGGCUUAGGCUUCCGCCGUGAUGCAGAAGAGGAGGAGGAAGAAUACGAAAGAGGGUACGAGGAGGAAGAAGAGUUACUGGGAUUUGAUUCUUUCUGCACUCCAGAAGUCACUAGGGAGGAGAAAAGCCGAGGCUUUUUGUCAAUAGGUGGUAUUAGAGUGUAUACGGAAGACACAUCUUCUCCAGAAGAGGAAAUGGAUUUAUACGAAGAGGACGACACUGAUGAUGAAGAUGGAGAUCUGCUUAUCGAGAACGAAAUAAUUGGUUCUGCUGGCGAGUCUUCGCAAGAAGAUGACAAAGAGAAUGAAGAGGACUAUUCCUCGGAAGGAGAUAGUUUCUCAUCGGAUGAUGGUUCUGAUGUCAACGAUGAGGUGGCACAAGAUUAUCUGGACGGGAUCGUGGGAGGUGUGGAGUUGUUGAGAGCUGACUGGAUGGAGGCAGUGAAUCUGGAUUCAUCUGAUGAAGAUGGUUUGUUGAAGAGUAGGAACAGUGUGCAUAAGGGUGGCACAAAGUUAGGGGGGAUAGCUUUGAUGAAUGCAUCCGCAGAAUAUGGCAUGAAGAAACCCAAGUCGAGGAAACUGAAGGGUAAUGCAAGGUAUAAUAUGACUGGUUUGCCAGCUCUGGAUGUUGGAUUAUUGCCAAUGGAUGAUCUGUUAUUCAUGAAGGACAAUAGAGCAGCAUUGCAAAAAAAGAAGUCUUCUCAUCUUUUGCAAUCAUGGCCUCGUGAGGCUCAAAGAAAUAAGUACAGUAAUGCUCCAGGAGGAAAAAAGAAACAACGUAAAGAACUGAUUGCUUUGAAGCGGCGGCAGCGUAUGAUCAAUCGAGGUGUUGAUCUGGAUCAAAUACAUUAUAAACUUAGACAGAUGGUUGUUAAUGAGGUCGAUAUGUUGUCAUUCCAGCCAAUGCAUACACGUGACUGUUCUCAGGUGCAGAGACUUGCAUCAAUUUAUCACCUGAGGAGUGGCUGUCAAGGUUCAGGCAAGAAAAGAUUUGUGACUGUGAGUCGUACUGAGAGAACAUGCUUGCCUUCCACGAGGGACAAACUUCGUCUGGAUAAGCUGCUGGGAGUGAGUGUUAAUGAUGUUGAUGACUUCAUUGUCAACCAGGGCACCAAGAUUAAACGUCUAAAACAACCCAAAGGUCGUAAAAAUUUGGGCAAAGGUCCUGCAAGUCAUGAGCACCAGUCUGCUCCAUUGAAGCUAUUGAAGAGCAGUGAAGCAAGUGGAAGUAGGAAAAGAAUUGGAAAGCAGAGAUUAGCUUCCUACGCGGCAAGACCAGUUUCAUUUGUUUCCACUGGUGUAAUGGAGGUUGAUCCAGCAAAAGAGACAAUAACUGUGGAUUCGAGUGCAAGCACCUCACUUGAAACAGUCGCCACUAGUCAUGCAAGCUUCGGUGCAUUUGAGGUGCACACGAAAGGUUUUGGUUCAAGACUGAUGGCCAAGAUGGGAUUUGUCGAAGGCACUGGGCUGGGGAAGGCAGGACAGGGCAUGGUUCAGCCGAUACAAGUCGUCAAGCGGCCCAAAUCGCUAGGACUGGGAGUUCAAUUCGAGGAUGAGACCAGCAGCGCGGGAGCAGAGAUAGGAAGAAUUGGUGCCUUUGAGAGACACACCAAGGGAUUCGGGUCGAAGAUGAUGGUAAAGAUGGGUUUCGUCCCCGGCACGGGCCUGGGAAAAGACAGCCAGGGGAUCAUCAACCCCUUGACUGCAGUGAAGCAGCCGAAAUCACGGGGAUUAGGUGCCAAAACAUAAGAGGAUGUUUGCUUUAGCUUUGGAGCUUCAUUCCUAGCACAGGAUGCACUCUUGGUUUGCACUUGUGAUGUCCAAUAAUUAAUGAAUGUGAUAAAACCUCUGAUCCAACUUGGAACUAACAUACGUUGAUAUCCAUUCAAGUAGCAUCUUGGCAAGUUUAGCAACUACAUCAUGUACCUGUAAACGCUGUUUUAUUCUUCCCUACUUAAUCCACUUACCGUUUUCAA